This is a messenger RNA of Suillus discolor, 635 nucleotides long. RefSeq lists its product as uncharacterized. The transcript is spliced from 3 exons. Lineage: Eukaryota; Fungi; Basidiomycota; Agaricomycetes; Boletales; Suillaceae. The record is from RefSeq and is a predicted model, not a curated record. Bases 110 to 382 code for a protein of 90 amino acids.
GUCUAGAUGUACAAUGGGAUGCGACCUCUGUAUGCUCGUCGCAACGAACGGUCCUUGUGUAACCAACAGUCAUCACUAAGACUGACUAGGUUGACACACGGUAUUUUAUAUGCUAAUAUUGUUUUUAGUCUGCCUCCACCCUGCAAUUGUCGGAGACAGACAUCGGGAUUCGUCUCGUGUUUAUGGUUGUUGCAACGUACGGUCUGCUACCAUUUGUAUCAAGGACCAACCGUUCCCGAUUAUUGGACCACCCGCAGUUGGUUUUGCUAAUAGACGCCAGAUAUCGACAGGUCUCACGUUGUGUUGCACGUGCAUCAAAGACACUUUGCCAGUCUCAAAGUUUCCUAGUGACCCAAUUACGCUUGAUGACGCCGCCAUUUAGCGGAAGGAAAUUACGUUCAUUGUGUCACGCUGUAUGUCGUUGAGUGGUUAGUGUUUCGCUUCAUGAUUCACAAUUUACUGGACUACUUUGAAUGGUCGCUUUGCCGCCGGACAACUAGCGCUUCAUAACGCGCACCGCUUUGUCGACCGUGUUGAAGCGAUGGGUGGUAUAUAAUACGCAAGUGCUUGGGAUGAGCUCCUCACCAACAACUCGAACAUCUCAAAGAUUCUGCAGCGCAGAUUUUAUAUUCUAG